Molecule: messenger RNA, 672 nt
Organism: Cynocephalus volans (Philippine flying lemur)
Lineage: Eukaryota; Metazoa; Chordata; Mammalia; Dermoptera; Cynocephalidae
Gene: HOXB6
Product: homeobox B6
Exons: 2
Coding region: 1-672 (223 amino acids)
Biological process (GO): regulation of transcription by RNA polymerase II; anterior/posterior pattern specification
Cellular component (GO): nucleus
Molecular function (GO): DNA-binding transcription factor activity, RNA polymerase II-specific; RNA polymerase II cis-regulatory region sequence-specific DNA binding
Source: RefSeq, a predicted model, not a curated record
AUGAGUUCCUAUUUCGUGAACUCCACCUUCCCCGUCACUCUGGCCAGCGGGCAGGAGUCCUUCCUGGGCCAGCUACCGCUCUACUCGUCGGGCUAUGCGGACCCGCUGCGGCACUACCCCGCGCCCUACGGGCCGGGGCCCGGCCAGGACAAGGGCUUUGCCACUUCCUCCUAUUACCCGCCGGCCGGCGGUGGCUACCGAGCGGCGCCCUGCGACUACGGGCCGGCGCCGGCCUUCUACCGCGAGAAGGAGUCGGCCUGCGCGCUCUCGGGCGCCGACGAGCCGCCCCCGUUCCACCCGGAGCCGCGGAAGUCUGACUGCGCGCAGGACAAGAGCGUGUUCGGCGAGGCGGAGGAGCAGAAGUGCUCCACCCCGGUCUACCCCUGGAUGCAGCGGAUGAAUUCGUGCAACAGUUCCUCCUUUGGGCCCAGUGGCCGGCGAGGCCGCCAGACCUACACGCGCUACCAGACGCUGGAGCUGGAGAAGGAGUUUCACUACAACCGCUACCUGACCCGGCGGCGGCGCAUCGAGAUCGCCCACGCCCUGUGCCUGACCGAGCGGCAGAUCAAGAUCUGGUUCCAGAACCGGCGCAUGAAGUGGAAAAAGGAGAGCAAACUGCUCAGCGCGUCUCAGCUCAGUCCCGAGGAGGAGGAAGAAAAACCAGCCGAGUGA